This is a messenger RNA of Stegastes partitus (bicolor damselfish), 2197 nucleotides long. It is a transcript of the gene polm, whose product is annotated as polymerase (DNA directed), mu. Bases 103 to 1683 code for a protein of 526 amino acids. The transcript has 11 exons. Gene Ontology annotation, molecular function: DNA binding; DNA-directed DNA polymerase activity. Gene Ontology annotation, cellular component: nucleus. Gene Ontology annotation, biological process: double-strand break repair via nonhomologous end joining. Lineage: Eukaryota; Metazoa; Chordata; Actinopteri; Pomacentridae. The record is from RefSeq and is a predicted model, not a curated record.
AAGGAGCUCCAUAACAACAAGCUAGCAGCGCAGAAGUCAUGGACGGAAGAGAGCAGAGCUCACUAGUUUAUACCAGUUAGUUCAGCGGCUUAUUUAACCACCAUGGUGCCAUUAAAGCGAAGAAAAGUCAUUUCCUCCAAUACUGGGAAGGACUGCGGCGGGGAUAAAGCCCCGACAAAGUUCCCUCAGGUGAUUUUAUUCCUGCUGGAGAGGAAGAUGGGAGCCAGUAGAAGAGCUUUCCUGUCUCAGCUCGGACGAAGCAAAGGCUUCCAGGUGCAGGAGGUGUUCAGUAAAAGCGUCACACAUGUCAUUUCUGAAAACAACUCUGCUGAUGAGGUCAGGACGUGGCUGAACUCGCAAGUCAGAAGUGAAAGCCACACAGCGGUUCACCUCCUGGAUAUCAGCUGGUACACAGAGAGCAUGCGUGCAGGCAGUCCUGUGGAGAUACUGGACCGGCAUAAACUACAAGAGCAGCAGAUAAAUGAAGCAGAGGCUGUUCUGUUCUCAGUACCCAGCUACGCCUGUCAGAGAAGGACCACUCUGGACAACUGUAACACCACCCUCACUGACGCUCUGUCGCUCCUGGCUGAAAAUGCUGAGCUGAGUGAGGAGGACGGGCGAGGUGUUGCGUUCCGACGGGCUGCCGCUGUGCUGAAGGCGCUCCCUGUACGGGUGACGGCCAUGUCCCAGCUCAAAGGGCUGCCCUGUUUGGGAGAUCACUCACUCAGGGUCAUCAAAGACAUUUUGGAGAAUGAAGCAUCAAGUGAGGUUGAAUCCACCAAACACUCUGAGCGGUUUAAAGCGCUAAAGGUUUUGACAGGUAUUUUUGGGGUUGGACCAAGAACGGCUGAGCGGUGGAUCAGAGAGGGAAUACACAACCUCCAUCAGCUACGAGAGUCAGGAGUAACGCUCAAUCGAGCACAGCAAGCAGGUCUGGAGCAUUACGACGACCUGAACCAGCAGGUCACCAAAGCAGAGGCAGACGCCAUCGCUGAGAUCGUGCAGAAAGCCGUUGAUUCUGUGUUGCCAAGCGCUCAGAUUACUCUGGCCGGAGGAUUCAGGAGAGGCAAGCAGACGGGCCAUGAUGUUGACUUCCUGAUAACACACCCAGAGGAGGGCAGAGAGGUGGGACUGAUGCCUAAAGUCGUCUCCUGGUUGGAGUCACAGGGUUUUCUGUUGUACCAGAAAGUUACAAGAAACUCGUACCUGGAAGUAAACGAUGGUCCCGGUCGACCCUCCUCCAACAUGGACCGCUUUGAGAGAUGUUUCUCCAUCUUUAAACUGGCCAAGAGGGAAGAGCGAGGAACCAAAGUGACAGAAAACACUGUGAAAACCAAGGACAGCGUUGGAGCCCACAUGCACUCAGAGACGGAUCAAAGUCCACCAUCACAUUCACACGAGCUGGAUCAACAUGACUCGACGAACAGACGGUGGAGAGCCGUCAGAGUGGACCUGGUUGUCUCUCCAAUCAGCCAGUUUGCCUUCGCUCUGCUGGGCUGGACCGGAUCCAAAUUGUUUGAGAGAGAGCUGCGGCGCUGGGCAGGACACGAGAAGGCCAUGUCUCUGAGCAGCCACGCGCUGUACGACAACAAACAAAGUCGAUAUCUGAGAGCUGCAUCAGAGGAGGAGAUAUUUACUCAUCUUGGUCUGGAGUACAUCCCUCCAUCAGAGAGAAAUGCCUGAGAAGAACCGAUGAAGCUCAGCGAAGAACACCUGAAGAGAAGGAGAACAGGACUGUGUGGCUCCAGGUGCAAGUGAUACGUCCAGUGAAUGCCCAUUUAUGCUUCUGCAUUGAUGCUGUAGGACCUUUAGAAGGAGCUUCAAUUCGACACGUUUCUUUAGUUUAAUUGCACACAGAUCACACAGACUCGUCUUGAAAAUAAAGACAAAAAUUAAGUUCAUCAUUCCACUCUUUCUUGUACAAAAAUAGACACGUUAGACAAAAAUAUUUCAACCUGAAACGCUGUCAGUUUAUUCCAAAAGUGCACAAAAUUUGUCCACGAAGUCCAACAUGAUGCACGGCACAGACAGAAUACUGCACCGCUCCAUCUGCUCCUGUUGCCUUUAAAUGCUUGUUAGGUUCCAUUAAGUGUCUUUUGUAUUACAGAAGAACAACAGUACAAUUCUUUCUGUGAACAGCAUGAAUUUAAUUACAACAUAGAUGCCAUUCAGAAUACUCAGUGGUGGAUUAUGUAGC